AUGACUACGGGCAAUUUACAAGUUGCAAUUUAUGGAUUCACAGCUCGAAGCAGAGCUUUUGAGCCAGCCGGAAUAUGCUAUGAAACUCGCCUUAUUCGAGAUAAACUCACACUGGGCCACUGUACGCUUCCAAUCUAUAAAAACUCUCCUGUUGCAAAGCCUGUUACGGAACAGCAAAGAAAAAAGUCGUCUGAAGAGCCAGCUGAAUUGAGAAAAGAUCUUUUUGAUGCUGAUAAUGAAAAAUAUGAAAAGUACUUGAUGAAGCUGGAUCCAAAUGACUGCAAAAAUCAGGAUCACUACAAAGUUUUAGGAUUGUCGAAGCUCAGAUGGCAAGCUACAUCUGACGAAAUUCGUUUCUGUUAUCGUCAAAAGGUUUUGAAGCAUCACCCGGACAAGAAGAAGCAUCGUGGAAUUGUUAUGGAGAAGGAAGAAUACUUUACUUGUAUCACAAAAGCUUAUGAACAAGUUGGAAUGUCUGACGUCAAACGUCAAGCUUUCGAUUCGGUCGAUCAUAAAUUCAACGAUAUUAUUCCAAAUGAGAAAUCAAUCAACCAUAAUAACUUUUAUAACGAACUUGCUCCAGUUUUCCAAUUAAACUCCAGAUGGUCCAAUAUCAAGCCAGUGCCAGAACUUGGUAAAUCAGAUGCGACCCGGGAGGAUGUCGAGAAUUUCUACGAUUUUUGGUUUAACUUCCAGUCAUGGCGCGAGUUCUCGUAUUUGGACGAAGAAGACAAGGAAAGAGGAGAAGAUCGGUACGAAAGACGAGAGAUGGAGAAACAGAAUAAGGCAGAAAGAGAAAGACGGCGGAAAGAAGAGGCGAAGAGAAUUAGAAAGUUGGUUGAUAUAGCUUAUGCUAAGGAUCCUAGAAUUAUCAAGUUCAAGAAGGAACAGCAAGCGAAAAAAGAUAAAGCAAAGGAAGAUAAGCAAAGAGCCAUCCGUGAAAAGCAAGAAGCUAUCGACCGUGAGAAGCGUGAAAAGGAAGAAGCCGAAGCUAAGCAGAAAGAGGAAGCUGACAGAAAAGCAAAGGAAGAAAGAGAGAGAGAAAAGAAAGAGCGUGAUAUUGCCAAGAAAGCUAUGUCUCAGCAGCGUAAGCGUCUGAAGAAACUCGCUGAUGAAGCUGGCCACUGGACGGAGAAUCCUCGCGAUAAGCUCACUGAAAUGGAAAGAAUUGAGCGGAUUUGCAUUGGGUUCACUGUUGAUCAACUCAGAGAGCUGUGCGAGAAGGUCGAAUCACUUUCAAUUGCUUCUGAAAUUCAAACUGCGCUAACAGAUGCUGAAAUUCUGAAGAAAGAAGCUGCUGGAGCAAAGGUCACAAUCACUGAGGAUAAGAACAAAGAAAAUGAAAAGCAAGCCGACAAGGAGACAUGGACUAGUGAAGAGAUUCAAUUAUUGGUUAAGGCUUCAAACACAUUCCCACCUGGAACCGUGGAGAGAUGGGUUCAAAUUGCCGAUUACAUUAACGAGCAUCGCAAGGAUUCUACGGGUUUACCACCAAAAACUGAAAAACAGGUUAUCAAGCAAUGCAAAGCUGUUCAAACGAUGAACGUCAAGCUACCAUCAACUACUCAAAAUCAGCUAGGAACUGCGCUACCAGAUGAGGAUGUCUGGUCAGCAACCGAACAGAAAACUUUAGAGGACGCUAUCAAGAAGCAUAAGUCAAGUGAUCCCGAGCGGUGGGAAAAGAUCUCAACAGAAGUUGGCACAAAGUCCAAAAAAGCCUGCAUUCGUCGUUUCAAGUAUCUCGUUCAAAUGGUUAAAAAUAAGAAAUGAUCUUCUAGUCCAAGUAAUAUCUUCUCUAAAUCUUCCUCAUCCCUUCAUAUUAUUUCUUGUUUCUCCUCCAUAACUCUUGUUUCCGUUCCCAUCACAUUUUAGCUCGUUAUAUUGUUUUUUCUUCAUUUAUUCAUUUAUUCUUGAAAGCCUUAAUCAUUCUUGACUCUUGACCAACUCAAAUUCAGUAGUACUAUGUACUUUUUUUUUUGUUUCUGUCAUCAAACUUUUUCUGCAGUGCUCAAUAUUCAUGUCUCAGUUAUGAACAUUAGAUGAACGGUGCGUCCCUAUC
This is a messenger RNA of Caenorhabditis elegans, 2059 nucleotides long. RefSeq names its product DnaJ homolog subfamily C member 2 (gene dnj-11). Gene Ontology annotation, molecular function: Hsp70 protein binding; ribosome binding. Bases 1 to 1770 code for a protein of 589 amino acids. NCBI's taxonomy places the organism in Eukaryota, Metazoa, Nematoda, Chromadorea, Rhabditida, Rhabditidae. Gene Ontology annotation, biological process: regulation of translational fidelity; 'de novo' cotranslational protein folding. The transcript has 6 exons. The record is from RefSeq and is marked reviewed. Gene Ontology annotation, cellular component: cytoplasm; nucleus.